ACGAGCAUAUAUCCAGAACCAAAGGCCGUACUUUCUGCUUUAUAUGCACGCAAAAUCAUGAAGGCAAGUUCGUCAAGAAACCAGACAGAACAACAAGAUACAAUCUUGAAAGCACGUCUCUUGAACUGCUGUUGCGGUUCAUGGAAUGCAUUCUGUUCCCUCGUCCUCUUUCCCCUCGCGUAGCCGUCAAGUCGAGUGUUCGUGUGUUUCUCGCAGCUCAUCAAAGCGCGAGGAUUGGAGUGUACAGGAAGCGGGGUUUGAGCUCUGCUUGUUGGGCUGUAGGAAGCGAGGCGGGAGACCUGUUGGGCGAGAGUUUGCUGAAGGGAAGUGAAAAUGGUUCUUUGUUGAGCGCUCUUGAGGAUUCGGCUUCGGUGCCAUUUGGGACUGUGGAUGCCGAGAUCACACAGGAGACUAUCGAUUUCUUCGUCAGCGAUGCCGAGGGCGAUCCCGAUUGCCCAUCGGAAGGGUAUUCUUCGAUUGAGCAGGCGCUUAAUUCUCUGCGCGAAGGAAAGAUUGUGAUUGUGGUAGACGAUGAAAGUGGGAAUACUGAAGGAAACCUUGUCAUGGCAGCCCCUCUUACAACUCCUCGCGAUGUGGCCUUCAUGGUGAAGCAUGGUUCUGGAAUAAUUUCUGUUGGCAUGAAAGAGGAGGAUCUUCAGAGACUGAAGCUUCCUCUGAUGUCACCCGAAACCGAGGAAGAGGACUCGUCUGCUCCCACCUUCACGAUCACCGUGGAUGCAAAAUCGGGCACGUCAACAGGGGUUUCUGCUUUUGAUAGGGCGAGGACGGUUCUCGCUCUUUCAUCUCCUGAGUUCAAGCCAGAAGACUUCAGAAGGCCGGGCCAUGUGUUUCCCCUCAAGUACCGAAAUGGGGGUGUCCUAAGAAGGGCUGGUCAUACUGAGGCUUCGGUGGACUUAGUUAUGCUUGCUGGCCUGCGACCAGUUUCUCUUCUUACGGCUGUAAUGGAUGCAGAAGAUGGUUCCAUGGCUUCUCUUCCCAACUUGAGAAAGCUGGCAUUGCAGUACAGCCUUCCAGUUGUUUCAAUAACAGAUUUGAUUAGGUACCGAAGAAAGAGGGAAAAACUGGUUGAAAGAACUGCCAUAUCACGUUUGCCUACUAAGUGGGGAUUAUUCCAAGCUUACUGCUACCGCUCCAAGCUUGACGGGACAGAACACAUAGCUAUUGUAAAGGGGAACAUUGGUAAUGGGGAAGACGUCCUAGUGAGGGUUCAUUCCGAGUGUUUAACAGGGGAUAUAUUUGGGUCAGCUCGGUGUGAUUGCGGGAACCAGUUGGACUUGGCAAUGCAAUUAAUAGAGAAAGCUGGUAGGGGAGCUGUAAUCUAUCUCCGAGGUCACGAAGGAAGAGGGAUUGGCCUGGGUCACAAGCUGCAGGCAUAUAAUUUGCAAGACCAGGGUCAUGAUACAGUUCAGGCCAAUCUAGAACUAGGGUUAGCAGUCGAUGCCCGAGAAUAUGGCAUUGGUGCCCAGAUUCUGAGAGAUGUUGGAGUUCGAACCAUGCGGCUGAUGACCAACAACCCGGCCAAGUUCGCUGGCCUGAAGGGCUACGGAUUAGCCGUUAUAGGCCGGGUUCCUGUGCUGACACCCAUUACAGAGGAAAACAAGAGGUACCUGGAGACAAAGCGAAUGAAAAUGGGUCAUAUCUACGGCUCCGACAUUCGAGGACCGCUUUCCGGAUUCGUCGAUCCAAGAACGGGCGAGGACGGUUCGACGGGGGCUUCGUGAAUUGUCCACAGCCUCGAUAUAAUGCGGACAGGUGCUCAUUCGUACCACAAAGAGUUGGGACUUUUGAGUCGUUCUAUAUGGCGACGCACCUCAUCGGACCGCUUGUUCCCGCUUCGACAUUCGAUCAAACUACAGAUGAUGGAGGAUGGAUGAAUGGAUGGGGGUGAUCGGAUAAAGCACAACUUUUUUUUUUUCGGUCAAAAAGUAAAGCACACUUUGAUGCAUGAGCACGGAGACGCAAUUUUCUGCGGUCAUGUACAUACCUGUGAUUGUACUCGUUCAUUUAUCAAAAUCCCGGUUUUCAUAUCCUUCUCUUUUGUAUUUCAUGGUUAUUUCAUUAUUUGAUAUGAAUUUCCCGUC
This is a messenger RNA of Syzygium oleosum, 2102 nucleotides long. Its product is annotated as monofunctional riboflavin biosynthesis protein RIBA 3, chloroplastic. Gene Ontology annotation, molecular function: GTP cyclohydrolase II activity; 3,4-dihydroxy-2-butanone-4-phosphate synthase activity. Bases 141 to 1742 code for a protein of 533 amino acids. Gene Ontology annotation, biological process: riboflavin biosynthetic process. The transcript is spliced from 7 exons. The record is from RefSeq and is a predicted model, not a curated record. Gene Ontology annotation, cellular component: cytosol. NCBI's taxonomy places the organism in Eukaryota, Viridiplantae, Streptophyta, Magnoliopsida, Myrtales, Myrtaceae.